Pyrus x bretschneideri (Chinese white pear) is the source of this 1590-nucleotide messenger RNA. RefSeq names its product probable protein phosphatase 2C 27. Gene Ontology annotation, molecular function: cation binding; protein serine/threonine phosphatase activity. The transcript is spliced from 4 exons. NCBI's taxonomy places the organism in Eukaryota, Viridiplantae, Streptophyta, Magnoliopsida, Rosales, Rosaceae. Bases 202 to 1377 code for a protein of 391 amino acids. Gene Ontology annotation, biological process: protein dephosphorylation. The record is from RefSeq and is a predicted model, not a curated record.
ACAAAAGGUAGACGCGUAACUGGAGCUGUUGUGUGGUAUCUGCUCCUGAUAUCGAAAUUUGUUUGCUUGAGAAUAGUACGAAGCUCUUGAAGUUUGAACUACCUGUAUGUGGAAAGAGUCCUUGUCCUUGAAAGGGUAUACUUGAAGUCCAGUUGGAAAGGGUAUACUUGAAGUCCAGUUUUUUUAAUCCAGGAGUGGAUUAUGUUUUGGAAAAAAAUGGCUGCAGGCACUGAUUAUCCACAUCCACUUUCCAUGUUGGAUGGCAGUUUGAGAAAGGAGAAUGUUAUUGUUACAAGAGACGAGAAAUCAAGUACUUUUGAGAACUUAAAGCAACCGAGCGUUGGCAAACCUCCUCGGCACCUCGCAGCUAUUAGGUAUUGUGUUAGCACUGCCCAGUUGGCUCCUGCACCUGAAGUGGAGUUGGAUAUUGAGAUUGUUAAUUCAAAGUCCCCAUCAAAUGGUAACUCAGCUUUUGUACCUGUUUUUCGCUCUGGAAGCUGCGCUGAGAUUGGAUCAAAACCAUUUAUGGAGGAUGAGCAUGUCCGUAUAGACAAUAUACUUGAUCAUCUAGGUGCAACUGAGAACUUCACUUCUCCAGGAGCAUUCUACGGGGUUUUUGAUGGCCAUGGUGGUACUGAUGCAGCUUCUUUUGUUAGAGAGAACAUUUUAAGGUUUAUAGUUGAGGACCCGGAUUUUCCCUUCUGUACUAAGAAGGCUAUUAAGAGCGCUUUCCUAAACGCUGACCUUGCUUUUGCUGAUACCGGUAGUCUUGAUAGUUCUUCUGGUACCACUGUACUUACUGCCCUCAUUUCUGGAAGGACGAUGUUAAUUGCGAAUGCUGGGGAUUGCCGAGCUGUGCUGGGAAGAAGAGGUAGGGCAGUGGAGCUUUCCAAAGACCAUAAACCCAAUUGCGCCUCAGAAAGAAUAAGAAUUGAGAAACUGGGAGGUGUGGUGUACGAUGGCUACCUCAAUGGUCAAUUAUCGGUUGCACGAGCUCUUGGGGACUGGCACAUGAAAGGCUCUAAAGGAUCCUUGUGUCCCUUGAGCGCAGAGCCGGAGCUUGAGGAGACGAUUCUAAGCGAGGAAGACGAAUUCUUGAUCCUAGGCUGUGACGGGCUGUGGGAUGUGAUGAGCAGCCAGUGUGCAGUCACAAUCGCAAGGAAAGAACUAAUGAUUCACAAUGAUCCCGAGAGAUGCUCAAGAGAGCUGGUUCGGGAGGCACUCAAGCGCAACACGUGCGAUAACCUGACGGUGGUUGUGGUAUGCUUCUCGCCAGAUCCACCCCCGUUGCUUGAGAUCCCAAAGUUAAAAUUCAAGAGGAGUAUAUCGACGGAAGGCCUGAACCUUCUGCAGGAGGAACUAGAUGGUAAAUCAUGAUUAGAUUAGAUGUUCGAUCAAUCACAGUUUGAGGAUGAUAUUGAAUGAUCAGUUUUCUUUUUUCUCUUUUAUUUAUUUAUCCAGAAUUGCCAUCAAACAGCCAACCAUUUCUUGUUUUGAUCCGUCUUACGAUCCAAACAUUUCUGUUGGCUUUUGAUUGAAAUUUGUUGUACAUAAUAAUAUAGCAAUAAAUCAGGUUUUUUUUUUUUUUUU